Messenger RNA from Drosophila subobscura, 7494 nucleotides. RefSeq names its product adenylate cyclase type 6. Gene Ontology annotation, molecular function: adenylate cyclase activity. The record is from RefSeq and is a predicted model, not a curated record. Gene Ontology annotation, biological process: adenylate cyclase-inhibiting G protein-coupled receptor signaling pathway; adenylate cyclase-activating G protein-coupled receptor signaling pathway; intracellular signal transduction. Lineage: Eukaryota; Metazoa; Arthropoda; Insecta; Diptera; Drosophilidae. The coding region runs from base 234 to 5891 and encodes 1885 amino acids. Gene Ontology annotation, cellular component: plasma membrane. The transcript is spliced from 28 exons.
CGAAAGCGAAACACACAGACCGAAAGAACCUUCAGCGGAAAAUGCUACAGUACGAGUAGGCGGCGGCGGCGGGUGCCACAGGAGCAACAGUGGAUAAUCGGGGGGAGCAGAAGGGUUGCAGGGGACUCCCCACAGAACUCAUCUCCAUCGCUCCCUAUUUGGAUAUGUACAAAACCCAGUGAAAAACCAGUGAGAAAAACCCAAGUGAAAGUGUUUGCCAAAGCCACACCGCCAUGAGCUCCACCGAAGGGGGAAGAGGCGUAGGCGCAGCAGCGGGCGGUGCUACGGCGGGGGGCCACAUCUUUCGCUCGCUGUCGUCGGAGAGCCAAAAACGGGAAUGGUCCAAGCGCCUAUCACUCAGGGGAAUGCGUCACGGAGCGGGAGGAGCAGCAGGUGGACCAGCGACAGGCCUGUCCACAGGAAAGGAGGAAAGCAAACACAGAAAGUUCUUCAGCCGCUCGGCCUCGCUGAAGCAGUCGGGUAGCGGCGGCAGCCAGCAGGCCUCCAUGGAGCUGCAUGUGCCCGGGCAGGGUGGGGCGUCGUCUCCGCAGACCCAGACCCAGCCCUCGACGCCCAAGAAGUCCAAUUGGGAGGUGAUCGAACAUUUCAAUACGAGUGCCAAGGGAGGCAAGGCCAUGGUGAGCAGCAGUUUGAUUGCGGCGGGCAUCACGCGUUGCAACAUCGACGAGUCCAUCGAUUCGACGAACUCGAGCUCCACCUGCCACAGUCCCAUGAUCCAUCAACGCGAUGAGACGCAGCUGCUGCAGCAAGGUGAUGCCAACAAUCUGGAGGCCAACAAUCCCAGCCAGAGUGGCGCCGGCGCUGGCGGCAGCGGCACGGGUGGAGCUCUCAGUCCCAGCAUCUCCUUUUGGUUCCGCCUGAAUCGCAUCAUUCUGCGCCUCUGCUCCACGCAUCAGUUCAAGAAUCUUCAGGUGGAAAUGCUGUAUCAGCGUUACUUUUUGCGAAUGAACCAAAGCAACACGACGCACAUUCUGGCCCUGCUGCUGGUCCUCAUCCUGGCCCUCUCCGGCACUCACAUCGUGUUCACCACACUGCAGCUCUGCCGCGGCGGCGGCGGCGGCGGCGGGAGUGCACUGAAACUGGAAAGCCUCAGCCUGGACCCAAAUGCCAGUGCCAGUGGCAGUGGCAGUGAUGGAGGUGGCAACUUAACGACAACCACAAUGGAGCCACCAGCAUCGGCAAUCGGGCAACAAAUUGCCAAUGGCAGGCGCCUCCUUCCUGUGGCUCUCAAUUUGAAUUUGAAUCUGAACUCGAGCGGCAGCGUGCCACAGGAAGGAGGUGUAACAGGAAGACCAAGCCCCGACUCUGCUGACCGCGACCUUGUUGAUUUUGAUGUGGCCCAGGCCCAGGCCCAGGCCCAGGCCGAUGAUGAUGAUGGCGAUGACGAUGGGCGUCGCUCGCUCCAAUGGAGCCAGCAGCGUAGGCAGAAGCGCAAACAUUAUCGACGCCUCCACAAGCAUCGCUACAAGCAGCACCAGCAGCACAGGACACGCUACAGACUGCGCAGCAGAAGGAGUCUGCAGGAGCGGAAGGAACGCCCGUCCAGUAGGAGGAGGAGGACCGACCCGGCUCAACUGAUUGUCGAGCCCGAUCAAGGCUUGUCCGAUGUCCUGACUGUUGCCCUGACUGGUGGCGAUGGCGAUGACGAUGAUGAUGCUGUGGACGAUGUUGUGGCGGCUGAUGGGGCGGCGACUGGCAGUAAACGCAUUACGUAUACGCCGCGUGUGCGCGACAACAAUGCAGUUUCACAGGCGGAACGUGAUGAAGUGUUAAACACAUCGUCAGCAGAAGUACCAACGGCAGCAGGAGCUUCGCAGGAUAGUUUGGGGCACAUCCUUGCCGCACUUGUCAUGCGGAUUGACGAGUCCGUGCUGGUCUUCCUCAUCGUAAUGCUAAUCUGCGGCAUUGUCUACGGCUUUCUGCUCUGCAUCCUGGCCAAGCCGGCCAUGAACGAGAUCUUUCUGGUGCUGGUUUCCUAUGUGAUACUGGGCACAUUCCUGGCCAUCGAGGUGGCCGUCAGCUAUGCCAUGCAGCCCAGCAAAUCCUUCAAUGGCAGCGCCUGCAGCGUCGUCCUCAUCUACAUGACCUACACCAUGCUGCCGCUUCGCCUGCGGGAGGCUCUGAUCGGAGGAGUGCUGCUGAGUGUCGUCCAUCUGUACACCUGCCUGAGGCUCACGACGGCAGCAGCAGAGUCUCAGCUGACUCUCCAAUGGGAGGAGCUGCUCUCCACGGUGGUGGCCCUGCUGCUGGCCAACCUCACCGGCGUCUACACCCACUGGCCGAAGGAGAAGGCCCAGCGCAAGGCGUUCAUUGAGACGCGGCAGUGCAUCGAGGCGAGGCUGCGGACACAGCGCGAGAAUCAACAGCAGGAGCGCUUGCUGCUGUCGGUGCUGCCACGACAUGUGGCCAUGGAGAUGAAGGACGAUAUUGCGGGCCAGCCACGUGACACUCAGUUCCAUAAGAUAUACAUACAGCGACAUGAGAAUGUCAGCAUUCUCUUUGCGGACAUUUGCGGUUUCACCAGCCUCUCGGAUCAGUGCACCGCCGAGGAAUUGGUGCGUCUGCUGAACGAGCUCUUUGCCCGCUUUGAUCGAUUGGCUGCGGAGCACCAUUGUCUCCGCAUUAAGCUGCUGGGCGAUUGUUAUUAUUGUGUCUCUGGGCUGCCGGAGCCAAGGCCGGAUCACGCCCAUUGUGCUGUGGAAAUGGGACUCGAUAUGAUUGACGCCAUUGCGCUCGUUCGCGAGGUGAUGGCCGUCAAUGUGAACAUGCGAGUGGGCAUCCACACGGGCCGCGUGCACUGCGGCGUCCUCGGCCUGGUCAAGUGGCAGUUCGAUGUGUGGUCCAACGACGUGACCCUGGCCAAUCACAUGGAGAGCGGCGGCAUUCCCGGACGCGUUCACAUCACCAAGGAGACGCUGAAAUGCCUGGACGGCGACUACGAGGUGGAGGCCGGCAAGGGCGCCGAACGCAAUUCCUAUCUCAAGGAUCAUCAAAUAGAAACGUAUUUGAUAGUGCCAGGGGAUAUCUACAGGCCACACAAAAAGUCGCGGAAUCGCCUGCAAGUGAAUGGAAACAUAUCCAAGGAGCUGCGCAUGAUGGGCCACGGCACUGCCCAGAAGCAUUCCUCCAAAUUUGGUUUUGGCGACAGUUCGGAGAGCACCAAGGAUCCCGAGGAUGAGGUGAAUGAGUAUCUGAUGCGUGCCAUCGAUGCCCGCAGCAUCGAUCACCUGAGGGCCGAGCACUGCCAGUCGCUGCUGCUGUGCUUCAAGAAGAGUGUGCUGGAGAGGAAGUAUGCCAGCGAGCCGGAUCGCAUGCUGUGUGUGUACUUCUAUUGCAGUCUGCUGGUCCUUCUCGGCACCAGCUUAAUGCGACUCGUGGUGUUCCAGAGCUCUCUGCUGACUCUGGCCUUGUCCCUGGUGGCGCUGUUGCUGCUGAUAUUUCUGGUAUUUCUGGUGGCAUGUCACAAAAUCAACUUUCAGCUGCCAUCGGACAUCAAACGCUUCUCAUUGCGCAUUCACAGCAAUCGCAGGAUAUCGCAGCUUUUCGCCUUCGCCAGCGUCGCCCUGAUUGUCCUCACCACCCUCCUGGCCAUGUUGCAGGAGUCUGCGCGGCAGCUGGAGCUGCUCGAGAGCCACCGCUUCUGGAUGGAGGUGAAUGUCACCGAAUACAGUCUGGAGGAGAUGCUGCCCCAGGAGGAGCCCCCCGACUGCGACUUCUACCUGGCAUACAAUACAUUCCUGCUGCUCACGCUGCUCUCGAUGAUGAGCUGUGCCACGUACCAAGUGCUGCGGAUUCUGCUCAAGCUGAUGCUCCUGCUCCUCGCCUCCGGCAGCUACAUGGCCUGCUCCUCCUAUCUAUAUGCGCGCAGCAAGGAAAUCAGUCAUGAAUUGGCGAAUGAGGAGGCCCUGCUGCGCUACAUAAUUGAUUCCAUCUUCCUCUUUGCAUUCAUGCUGGCCCUCAUCUUCCACAGCCACCAGACGGAGGCCACCUACCGCUUGGAUUUCAUUUGGAAGCUGCAGGCAACGGAGGAAAAGGAGGAUAUGGAGCAUUUGCAAGCUUAUAACCGUAAACUGCUUGAAAACAUUCUGCCCGUUCACGUGGCCGAGCAUUUCCUGAGCCGCGAAAAGCACCUGGAUGAUUUGUAUCACGAGCAAUGCGAUUCUGUGUGCAUCCUGUUUGCCAGCAUUCCGAAUUUCUCCGAAUUCUAUGUGGAGCUGGAGGGCAAUAACGAGGGCGUCGAGUGCCUGCGUCUGCUCAACGAGAUUAUAGCAGAUUUCGAUGAACUGCUGAGCGAAGAGCGUUUCCGUUGCAUUGAGAAAAUCAAGAGCACGGGCGCCACUUACAUGGCGGCAUCCGGACUGACGGUGAACACCUGCGACCAGGUCAACUUCAACCACGUCACUGCCAUGGCCGACUAUGCCCUGCAGCUGUUCGACAAAAUCGAGGAGGUCAACAUGCACUCCUUCAACAACUUUCGGAUGCGCAUAGGCAUCAACAUUGGUCCCGUCGUGGCGGGCGUCAUCGGAGCCUGCAAGCCGCAGUACGACAUCUGGGGGAAUGCCGUCAAUGUUGCCUCGCGCAUGGACUCCACCGGCCUCGUGGACCACAUCCAGGUAACUCAGGAGACGCAGCAGAUCCUGGAGGGACGCGGCUUCGAGCUCACGUGCCGCGGCAGCGUCAAUGUCAAGGGCAAGGGCUCGAUGAUCACCUACUUCCUGAAGGGCAAGAAGCCCAUCGAAAUUCCCGCUGCCAUCAAGGAGGAGGCGCCCUCCAAGGCAGACAUUGAGCCACCCAGAACGCUGACACUCGUGAAGGAGGGAGCAACAGGAGCAGGCAUAGGCAACAGCCCGACGAAGGCAGAGCUGCAGGAGGAACAGGAGCAGCUGGACGCCAAAGAUCAGCUGGAUGAGGAUGAGGACGAUCUGCUGCCAUCGCCAGACAUCGAUCUCAACUCGAACAUGCAGAGCCUGACGGCGCAGCGGCGGAAGUCCCUCUGCCGGCAGCACAACAUCUCCUCCUCGUUCGGCACGACGGUGAGCAGCUCCACGGGCAUCACGCCCAGCAUCUCGAACAGCUCCAGCGUGACGACCAUCGGCGCCCUGCCCACCCUCCUGCGCAACGCCAACCCGACUCUCGCGGACAACUGCUCCGAGUGCGGGGCCACCAGCAAGUCGGCGGCCACGCCCACAGCGACGCCUCGGACCCUGGUGGCGGAGCUGAGGGAUGAGAUCGCGCGGGACGAGAAGAGCGGCCUGAAGGACUCCAUUGAGAACCUGGAGAUCCUGCUGAAGAACAACAUCAGUCUGUCGGACCUGAGCAACAAGCAGCAGCAGAAUCUCAGGGGAGAGAUUCCCCCACUGGCGGCAGGCGGCACUGCCUCGGCCACCGCCACGCUGCGGAAGAGGGACACCAUCGUGUGCUUCAAUGUGACCGAGACGCUGACCACAACGGCCACCUCGUCGCAGUCCCAAUCCCAGUCGCAGUCGCAGCAGAGGAAACGCCGAUCGGUGACCACCAUUUCGGCGACUUGCAGCAGCAGCAGCACCACCACCACGCGGCUGCUCUCGAACGAGAGCCAGAGCUCCACGCAGACAGCGCCGGGAACCCUGGAGAGCAGUGCGGCGACCCAAUCCUCGACAGAGGCCUCGCAGGACUGGCAGCCCAAGACGGCCACGCUCGAGCCCAACCGCAGUCCCAUCAAGACCUCCCAGUCGAUGAGUCCGAUUGGGCAGCUCACGACGGAGGUGUUUGUGCUGCCCAACAGCCGGAGCAUGAUACUCAUCAGCAGUACGGGCGGAGCGGGCGGAACCGGACCGGGAACAGCCACCAGCAGCCCCCGGGCAGGGUUCCUGCAGGAUGUCAGCACGUAGGGGAUGCCCGUGCCCGUGCCCGUGCCCGUGGCGGGGAAAACCAUGUAAAUAUGUACAAAGAGCAGGCCCUAAGCUGGCAGCUAGACAGCUAAAGAUACUCGUAGAAAUAGGUUGAGUUUGGGUUUCGUGUGCCACUAGACCCCUCUUGCCUCACCCCUUUGCCUCGUCUAUACGUACGAUCUCGCAUUUAAUGUAGCUUUACGUGUUGUUCCUCAGUUAGCGUUUCAUUCAGGCAAGGCAUUCAAUGGACGAGUUUAAAGAGUUUUAGAGUCCAACCCGCAACGUUCCAUAUCAAAAACACACAGAAAAAACCAAAGAAAAACCAAAGUACGAAAGCAGAGACCUGCACUGCAACCAAAGGGGCACCAAGAGAGGAUCGUUAGUUACCUUCGGCCAUAAGGAAUAGGUUGUAAGCAGAGUAGAGGAGUAGUGGAAUCGAAUCGCACGGCACACGAGAGCAGCCCAGACCCAGGGGCAUCGUCGGGUAAGUGUGCAAAACAAAUCGAAUUUAAUGUUUCUUGUAACGAGUAAGAGAUGAAAUGAGAGAUGAAUUAGUGAAUAAGGUGGGAAAUGCAAUUCCCAUAACUAUCCAAUAACCAGUUUGAACCCUUGACCUAUAACCGUGCUGUAGUAAACCGUUGCAUAUCCGUCUUAAAGUGAAACCAGAAAUGGAUCGAAGUGGAUCCCAAAAUUCAAUUGCAUUCCCCGAGUAAAACUUGAAGUUUGUGGACAGUUCCGCCACAGCCCAUUCAAGAAUCGAAUGGAACUAUUUUCCAGCGAUGAACAUAUCGAAAUAUAAUAUAAAUAUCUUUACUUUCGGGACUGUCCAUCAACUGAACUCUCUCUCUCUCUCUGUCUCCGUCUUUGUCUUUGUCCCUAUCUGACAUCAUUUAAGAGCAAACUCUGUCAAUUGAUAUCCAAGCAGAAUAACCGUUUUGAAUUAUCAUGCAAAAGUCUACAAGAUCCAACGAUAAAUGUAAAAUGUAAAUCCAAAGAGUAUCAAAUACGAAUAAUCAGUAACUAGAGCAGAGUGUUAAUUGCCGUAAAUUGUUUUUUGUGUGCGUUAAAUGUGUCUCUCUCUCGCUCUCGCUCUCUCUUUGUACUAUUUUAUGUCUCAAUCACGAGUAAAUUGUUGCUGAAAGCAUCCACCCACACCCACACACAGACACUUCAAAGUUUAUGCGCAUCACACAUAGACACAUAAUAAUAUUUACGAGUAAAGUAAACCAACAACAACAACAAAUUCUCGCUGUGAUUUCUAUAAAAAAAUGAACGUUAGGAUGCAUAAAAUAAUUUGAUAAACAUGAAACAUUUUUUGUUACUUAGUUUUAACGCGAAACGAAUGCCUCUGGGCCACUUCAGACUCUACGAACUAUAGAGAUACAAAUUUAACUAUCUAAGGGCAAAGUGUCCUACUACACACAUAGUUUAUAAACAGACUCAGAUACAGAUAAACAGAUACGCAGAUACACAGAUACAGAUACUCAAUGCGUGUCGAGAUUAGCUUUGAUGUUCCGUUGAAUGUUGAUUAAAUGUAUUACACACAGGGUCUAAGUCGGUGUCAAUGUAAACGUGUUAAUAAAAUGCAUUUGGAACAACUAAA